Capsicum annuum is the source of this 1112-nucleotide messenger RNA. RefSeq names its product glutathione S-transferase 2. Gene Ontology annotation, cellular component: cytoplasm. NCBI's taxonomy places the organism in Eukaryota, Viridiplantae, Streptophyta, Magnoliopsida, Solanales, Solanaceae. The record is from RefSeq and is a predicted model, not a curated record. The transcript is spliced from 10 exons. Gene Ontology annotation, biological process: glutathione metabolic process; L-phenylalanine catabolic process. Gene Ontology annotation, molecular function: maleylacetoacetate isomerase activity; glutathione transferase activity. Bases 108 to 956 code for a protein of 282 amino acids.
UUUAAUUUUAAAAUAGUAAAAUGUAUUUACAAAAUCCUGGCCUCCUUUACGAAUUCAGAUCUAUAGCAUAGAGUAGAAAGUAAAUUUGCCAAAAUUGAAUAGUAGAAAUGAAGAUUAAGCCAGCAAUGUUAUUGCAAAUUAGCAAAUCCUAUAAUAAACUAGCCAAAGCUGACAAUUAUCCUAGGUGGAACUAUUUUCAAAGGCUGUUUGGUAGACAUUUUUCUCAAACUGAAACUCCAACUACCAACUCCAUUCUUAAUGCUUCAUCCAUGGAAUCCCAUAACUCACAGAAGAAGGCAACUGAUUCAACAUGGGUUUCAAAGAUUGUAUUGUAUUCUUUCUGGCAAAGUUCUUGUUCUUGGAGAGUUCGCUUCGCCUUAAAUCUCAAAGGGCUUUCUUAUGAAUAUAGAGCAGUCAACAUUGACAAAGGAGAACAGUUCACUUCAGAGUUUGAUAAAUUAAAUCCUCUUCAUUAUGUUCCUGUAUUGGUUGAUGGUGAUGUGGUAAUUUCGGACUCCUAUGCAAUUUUACUGUAUUUAGAAGAGAAGUAUCAUCAGAGACCCCUCUUGCCUGUUGAACCUCAAUUAAGAGCUCUCAAUCUUCAGGCAGCAAGUAUUGUGAGCUCUAAUAUGCAGCCAUUUCAUAUGUUGUCAGUGCUGAGGUACAUGGAGGAAAGGGUUGGUCCUGAAGAGAAACAAUUAUGGGUGAACUUUCAUAUACAAAAAGGCUUUGGAGCUCUUGAAAAAUUGCUGACGGAGUCUGCUGGAAAGUAUGCUACCGGAGAAGAAGUGUACAUGGCGGACGUGUUUUUGGCACCUCAAAUUGCAGUGGCUACUAAAAGGUUUAACGUUGACAUGUCUGAGUUUCCCACCUUAAGGAAGAUAUAUAAUUCUUGUGAAGCAUUACCAGAAUUUAAAGCUUCUUUGCCAGAACGACAGCCUGAUGCUGCCCUAUGAGUUGCAAGAAAAAAAAUUAAGACCUUAGGUUAUAUUUGAUGUAAUGUAAAAUGUUCAAGAUCAGUUUUUUUAUGAAAGAAAAGAUUGUUGACAAAUUUUGUAUGGAAGUCUUGUAUUAUGACUGAGAAGUCAGGUUAUUCGGAUUUUUUUUUUUUU